This is a messenger RNA of Phytophthora nicotianae INRA-310, 1593 nucleotides long. RefSeq lists its product as hypothetical. NCBI's taxonomy places the organism in Eukaryota, Oomycota, Peronosporomycetes, Peronosporales, Peronosporaceae. The record is from RefSeq and is a predicted model, not a curated record. The transcript has a single exon. The coding region runs from base 1 to 1593 and encodes 530 amino acids.
AUGCCAACAGUUCUGUCGAAGAGAGGAAGAGUUGCUGCGGCACGUCCGCCAGCGGAGCCCGAUUCAGUUUCUUGGGCGCCACAGCCAGCAGAACCCGAUUCGAAUCACCUGCGGAUCGCAAGCGUAACAAAGCCACCUUCGUCCCUCGGUUUGCCCUCCUACUACACUCAAUACGAAGAAGAUCGAUCCAACACAAAUGACAAGAGCUCCAGCGACGAGAGUGGUGCAUCACCGCCAUAUCAUUCUCCUCCUGACACUGCGUCUGCGGCGAAGAGACCCAGAGUUGCCACAGAUCCAGCAAACUUGGUUGAUGUUGCCGGAUCUGACGGCAACAUCACGCCUGCGAGACAUGAGUCUAAAACGCGCAAAGUCAUGAAGGCCAAAACGACCAAGCCACGUCGUAGAGGGCCUGCUACCACGAAGAAGAAGAAGCCCAUGAGCAAGUCUUCACCAGAAGUUUUUGCUGAUGCGGUGACUCCACAACCAACCUCUGAUCCGCCUUCUUUAAAUUCAGGCUCCAAAAAGAAAGCGAAAACGCUCAAGACAAAGAAAUCCUCGACGACGGGCAAAACCUCCCAGCAACCUGCUGCGACGAAAAGCAUGAAGUGGACCGUGCAGCUUACAGCGAUAGCGAUCGAAGCACGCUACCGAAACAAGCGAAUACUGAAAAAGUUUUCCACUAAGAACUCCAAUACGAAGGCGCAACGCGCCAUGUGGGAAGAUACAAUAAACGUAUUUCAGGAACGGGCGCUGGCUGAGCAGGCAUGGGGGGAUAAGGAGCCACGUACUUUGACGGUGAAGCAGUUCAAAAACAAGUUGGAUUCCGUGCGAUCCAACUACAAGGCCAAAAGGCAACGGAUGAUGGCAACUGGAAAUCGUUCUGCGCGUGACGGCGACGAUAGUGAUGACAAAGAACGACAGUAUCCUGAAAUGCCAAACGACUUUCUAAUUGAUGAUGCAGACGAACAUUCAGAUGAGAGUUUUUCUGAGGGCAACGCACCACGGCGUUCUUUAGCGUGUGACCCCAUGAAUGUGAACCCAAGUUAUCGCAGUGAGCUCGGCGCGGAUUUGGCCGCACUCUGGCCGCUGCUAUGUGAAGUGUUUUCGAGGCGUCCAGGUUGCACUGGAGAGGCAAUUACUGAGACGGGUAUUGGCAGAGUUCAAACCCGAGAGAGUGACAGUGAAACCGAGGUGAGCGAUGAACAGGAGUCGGACACGGGCUCUAGCGAAUCACCUAGUGAAGCACACCAAGCACGUGAAAGAGCAAAAGCAGUAGCGAAAGCAAAGAAGCGUCGUGAUACCCAAGUAGAGCAGCCCGCAAAGAAGCGACCCGCAGACGCUGUUAGUGACACACUUCGAUCCGGCUUCGAAGCAAUUGAGCGUGUGUUUUCAAAUCGCCACCAGCCCUCGCGACCUAGCGGGGAAAUGACGCAACUGUUUGGCAAAUUGGCAUCAUCAAUUGAAGCAACUAAUGCACAGCAUCAAGCUACAAGUGAAGCUCUGUUGCGUAACUUGGAAGGGCUACAUCAACUCACUGCUAGUCUCUUCAGAGAGGUGACCAAACGAACGACGAAUAGUCCCGAGAUGAGCUAG